AUGGCUAGUGAAGGAGUGAUUAUUGAUUUCUCACAAAAUAAAAAUGCAAAUGGAGGUCUUACUACAACUUAUUAUGAUUCUACCGGAAGUAGUAAGACCAUUACUAUUACAAGAUCUGAAGAACCUCUUGGAUCUAACUUCUACAAGUACACUCAUUCUGAAGCAAAUGGACAACCAUUCUUACUAAAGGCAAUCCAAGGUGAUGAUGGCAAGCAUACUAGCGGGAUUCCUAUGAACAAUAGCGUCUCAUCUGUUUCUGCUUAUUACUGGAAGUAUGAUAAUGGUGAUAGUGGUCUACCUACAAAGGCUCUUAUGGUUAAAGUAGUAGAAACUGGAAAGACGACAUACUAUAGAAAGAGUAAUAGUGAUAAAGAUUGGAUUGGUCCACUUGGCGCUAACUCUACACCUCCGCUCAUCAAUGGUGAUCUUGAAAGGACACUUGACGACCUAGUUUGUUCGACCUAUAAUGAAGUUAUAGUAGACCUUAGUAAGAGUGUGUCCUUUAGUAUAUCCACAGGCCAUAAAAAGCCAUAUUGUUGCCGUUGUCAUGGUAAAGACAAGGGUGGUAGUGAUCAGCAGAAGAUCACUGUUGAGCGAAAGAAUGUUUCUUGUACACAUAAAAACUCUGUUACUAUUUGCAAACAUUCCAUUGACGGUAAUUAUAAGCUUGCAAAUAUAAGGUACUACCUCAAUGGUCCUCCUGACACUUAUACUAAUGAUCCCAGUAGAAGAAGACGUAUAAAGUCCAGAAAGUUACAGUUUCCCAUGGAUGGUGUAAAGGCUGUUUAUGCUUUCUACUGCAAUCACAAUCCAGUUCUUAUUUAUGUUAAAGGAGAUAGGCAAAACAAGUGGUAUCAGAAGCCUGCUAGUAAUGGUGCUACAGAUGAACACUGGACCGAAGUUGAGCUCAGUGGCAUAACACCCAGCAAUUUCAGUAAACUUGAAUGUGAAAAAUAUAACAAACUUAUUGAGGCACUAGGAAGUGCUGGAUGUGGAAGCUUGCCAAAAUGUACUGUUCCUCCUCCACUGCCACCACCUCUUCCUGCUCAAUCUGGCCAAACUGCUGCUACUCAAGCUCAACCUCUUUCUCCUGCUACUGCUGCUAAGGCUCCUGAAAAACCUGCUGAAGCUCAAACUCAACUUCCUGAUUCUGAACCUACUUCUGAUUCUCCUCCUCCUAAAGGUGCUAAAGAAUCUGCUCCUGGAGAAGGUACUUCUGAACCCCUUCCUCCUGAAAAAUCCGCUGUUGUUGCCGUUCCUGCUGCUACUAUGACUUUAGGAUCAAUAUCUGGCAUAUCCUCUGCUACUGUAGUUUCUGGCUCUCUUACUGGAUUUGGCUGGUGGAUGUUUAAACGUUCUAAAGGAGAUCCCUGGGGUAUACAUGUACAUCCCAUGGAGAAUUAUGAACAAACUACCAUGUAA
This is a messenger RNA of Theileria equi strain WA, 1422 nucleotides long. RefSeq lists its product as hypothetical. NCBI's taxonomy places the organism in Eukaryota, Apicomplexa, Aconoidasida, Piroplasmida, Theileriidae. The record is from RefSeq and is a predicted model, not a curated record. The transcript has a single exon. Bases 1 to 1422 code for a protein of 473 amino acids.